Molecule: messenger RNA, 2364 nt
Organism: Fomitiporia mediterranea MF3/22
Lineage: Eukaryota; Fungi; Basidiomycota; Agaricomycetes; Hymenochaetales; Hymenochaetaceae
Product: Aldo/keto reductase
Exons: 25
Coding region: 1-2364 (787 amino acids)
Cellular component (GO): cytoplasm
Source: RefSeq, a predicted model, not a curated record
AUGAAAAGUACAGCGACACUUGGCUCUGGUGACAAGACAAUCACCGUCGGGAAAGUCGGUCAUGGCCUUAUGCUGAUGACUUCAAAUCGGAAGAUGGCAAUGUCCGACGAAGAGGCUUUCGACUCUAUCAAGGCAUCUUUGGAUUCUGUCCCGCCUGGAGCAAAGAUGGUCUUGAAUAGUGCUGAAUUUUAUGGAAUCCUUGGGCCUGGUGCAUGGACAGCAAACCUCGAGCUCAUCGCCCGAUUUUUUGAGAAAUAUCCUGAGUAUACAGAAAAGGCUUUCCUUUCAGUCAAGGGAGGUACUAAACCUGAUAGCCUCAUGCCUGAUUCUUCCCCAGAUAAUCUGAAGCGCAGCGUUGACGUCGUCCUCGAGAAGCUUCGCGGGACAAAGAGACUCGAUCUCUUUCAAUGUGCACGGGUAGACCCGAACAUUCCCGUCGAAGAAGCAACGAAGACCCUCGCUGGCUUCAUUGCGGAAGGUAAAUUUGACUACAUCGGCAUGUCGGAAUGUAGAGCCUCGACGCUCAGACGCGCGAAUGCUGUCCAUCACAUUGCUGCUGUUGAGAUUGAAGUUAGCCCUUGGUCGUAUGAUGAGAUGGUUAAGGACGUCAUUGCUACAUGCGAGGAACUAGGCUCUAUUGUCAACGCGUAUUCACCGCUUGGACGAGGUUUCCUUUCUGGCAAGUACAAGACUGUCGGAGAUUUGGAAGAACAUGAUUUUAGAAGGACCAUGGAACGUUUAGAAGAAGAAAAUUUCAAGCAUAAUCAGGCUAUCAUUGACGGUGUUCAGAACAUUGCUGCCCAGAAGGGUGUAACUCCGGCACAACUUUGCAUUGCUUGGGUGUCUGCCUUGGGACCCCACAUGGUCCCCAUUCCUGGCUCUUCUACCAAAGCGCGUACUGAAGAAAAUUGCGCAGCCGCAGACAUCGAACUAAGCGCAGCUGAAGUGGAAGCUGUCAAGAAGAUUCUGGAGGAACAUCCUGUUAAGGGAGGAAGGUAUGGUCCGGGUGGUGACAAGGCUUACAACCUCUCUUGGUACUUCUCAUCUGCAUCUGCUCGUAUUAGUCAUGUGCCCGAUCCGGUACCGACGGACCUGCACUUCGUAUCCGUAAUUAUCUUACCCUGGACGCUCACGAGAGGUACCAUGUUCGCAACCAGCGAAAUGGCGGUAAUCGUCUGGAAACCCACUCCGGUACCAGAUGAAGACUGUUUUGGGGCUAUCAAAACGUCUUUAGACUCAGUUCCACCUGGCGAAAAAAUGAUUCUGAAUAGCAGCGAGUUCUACGGUGUCAAUCCUCCCGAAGCCAAUCUUGAGCUACUCGCUCGGUUCUUUGAGAAAUAUCCGGACUAUGCAGAUAAAGCGUUUCUUUCCGUAAAGGGUGGUCUGAAACCCGAUGGGCUUGAGCCGGAUUCCUCUCCGGUGAACUUGAAACGCAGUGUUGAUUGUAUCCUUGCGAAGCUUCGUGGCACUAAAAAGCUCGAUCUCUUCGAGUGCGCUCGUGUGGAUCAGAAGUACGCUAUCGAAGAUACUGUCAGAGUCCUCUCUGGAUUUGUUGACGAGGGCAAGUUUGACUAUAUCGGACUAUCCGAGUCCAAGGCUUCGACACUCAGGCGUGCCAAUGCUAUUCACCCCAUCGCGAUUAUUGAGAUUGAAAUUAGUCACUGGACAUACGGCGAUCAGGUGAAAGAAGUUAUUGAGGUAUCCAAGGAUGUUGGUGCACUUAUUGCACAAUCACCAACGCCAUGGUUACCAUUAUUAGACCUCUCGGUCGAGGCUUCCUUACUGGAAGAAUCAAAAGUGUCCAAGACUUGGAAGAGGGAGACAUUAGGAAGCAUGUCAAUCGAAAUUCUGAAGGGGCAUAAUGUGAAACAUAACCAGGCGAUUGUCGAUAGUGUAAAAUCGCUAGCUGAGAAGAAAGGCGUUACGCCAGCUCAAUUGUGUAUUGCCUGGGUCUGUGCCUUGAGUCCGCAUGUCGUUCCUAUUCCUGGAUCUUCGAACAAGAAGAGGACGGAGGAGAACGUAGCUGCAGUAGAUAUUCCGAUAUCUGCUGAAGAUAUGCAAGAGGUUCAGAAGAUUAUAGAUGCGAAUCCGGUCAAGGGAGGAAGAGCCGGUACAGGAAAUGACGAGGACUACCAUUUAUAUUCUGAGAUAGAUGUAAUGAACCUUUCUGGUGGUAUCCAGUGCACUAAGCUGUCGAUUGAGGAGCAAAAUCACAAACUCUCGAUCAUACGGGAUGUCAAGCUGUCAGGAAGGCGUUGGAGCGACAUCCUCGUAAGAGAGGAAGGUAUGGACCAGCAAGGAGGAGGAUUAUCAUACAUCGGGACUGAACGAAAGCGUGUCGAAGAUGAUAACAAUGAAUUAUAA